CAUCCACAGUGAGACGUCAGAACUGCAGCACAGAGAACCGACUGGAAGCUAAGAACCGGAACCAACGGAAGCCGAGCUGGAUCUAAAAUCCGCUUUGAGAAAUGGCGGCCGCUGAAGAUACUAACACCACACAAAACCCCAGCGGUUCAGAGGCUCCGAAACUGUCGGAUUUACUGGACCGGGGCUGGAAGCUGUAUGAAGAGGUGGACACCACAAACGAGCCGAGUAGCUCCACUGCAGUGCAGGUGAAAGUGAAGCGCGGCAUCAUGCAGCUGGAGGAGGCGACGAUGAUGGUCAAUCAGCUCGACCUGUUCAGUCGUAACGAGGCGUUGGAGGAAAUCUCCACAACCGACCUGAAGUACCUGUUGUUGCCGGCUCUUCUGGGAGCGCUCACCAUGAAGCAGGUGAACCCCAACAAGCGGCUGGAGCAUGUGCAGGCGGCCCGGGUCUACUUCAUGGACUUCCUGCAGAGAUGCAAGAGUUAUGACAUAUGUAGUUUUCAGCUGCCCAAAACCAGUGAGAACACAGCAGAUACUCCUACUGAGGAGCAGAUGAAUCCACCAGUCCCCGUGCCAAUGUCACAGUCAGACCUCAUUGCCAUGGCAACACAAAGACAAGCCAAAAUUGAGAGGUUUAACCAGCGUAAGGAGACAGAAGCUAAGCUGAGUGAGAUCAGGGGGCUGGUUGAAUCUGGUUCAGCCGAUGAAGAGGUGGUGAGAGAUUUUUACCUGCUGAAUGUACGCAGGUGGGUCACGCUAGCACUAGAGGAGAUCGACUCUAUCAGCCAGGAGAUAGAGAUUCUGAAACGGAUGGAGCUUUUCAAGCAGAGCGCGCCCCAGCCAUCUCCACCUAAAAGACCGCCUAUGAAGCCUUUUAUCCUGACUAAGGAUGCUGUGCAGGCAAAAGUGUUUGGUGCAGGGUAUCCCAGUCUUCCUACCAUGACAGUGGAUGAUUGGUAUGAGCAGCACCGGCGGCAAGCAUGUUUACCUGACCAGGGCAUACCACGCAGUGCAGCAAAUGAUGAUAAAGAGGAAGAUGAGAGAGCAGAAAGGGAGAGGAAGGAAGAGAAUGAUGAUGAAGAGGCACUGCAGAAGGCACGUGACUGGGACCACUGGAAGGAUACACACCGGAGAGGAUAUGGCAACCGCAAAAACAUGGGCUGAUCUGAUUUCACUCAAGCACACACAUGUAUGCGCAUCCCUUCAGUUCCCACAAAUAAACCUCCCAAUGCUGCCAAUAAGUGACAUGGACACAACAGAGAGUGGCGCUGUAGUGGUUAGUUAAACUGGUUACUUUUUUUUUCUAAACCAAGUUUGCGUACUUGACAUUCUUUUAUAUGUCUCUAUAUAAAUCUUGGUGAGCUUAAAUACGACCUUAAACCCCUGAGCAUUUAUGGAGAUGGAUGUUUGGGCGUUUUUGCAUAAUUUCACGUCACCUUUUCCUACAUGAAUAAAAGUUUGUCUUUUCAUGGA
Messenger RNA from Cyprinus carpio (common carp), 1472 nucleotides. RefSeq names its product immunoglobulin-binding protein 1-like. NCBI's taxonomy places the organism in Eukaryota, Metazoa, Chordata, Actinopteri, Cypriniformes, Cyprinidae. The record is from RefSeq and is a predicted model, not a curated record. Gene Ontology annotation, cellular component: cytosol. Gene Ontology annotation, molecular function: protein phosphatase 2A binding. Gene Ontology annotation, biological process: regulation of dephosphorylation; regulation of signal transduction.